Messenger RNA from Arabidopsis arenosa, 1106 nucleotides. NCBI's taxonomy places the organism in Eukaryota, Viridiplantae, Streptophyta, Magnoliopsida, Brassicales, Brassicaceae. The record is from the annotation of a GenBank genome assembly.
GUCAAAUUCCGUAUAAGAAACGAAGGUAUGAGACACAGAGUAUUGAAUAGGAGAAUGUGGAAUAUCAUGGACAUCCCUAUGAUUGUUUCAAAGUGGACUCCUUUUAAGGAGGAAUCGCAGCCUGCCAUGAAGUCUAUACCACUUUGGGUCACUCUAACUAAUAUUCCACCAACCAUGUUCACGGAUAAGGGUCUAGAGUUUCUAGCUAGUGCGGUUGGAAAACCAAUUCGGCUUCAUCCAAAAACUGAGGCAUGUGUCAGUUUUGAGGAAGCACAGAUUCUAGUGAAAGCUGAUCUAACAAAGGAACUGCCUCAGAAGUAUGUGUUUACAGGGGAGGAAGAAGGGGAGCUGGAUUCAACAAUCAACUACACUUACCCGUGGCUACCUCCAAGGUGUAGUUGUUGCCAAAAAUGGGGGCAUCUAAGGGAUACUUGUCUCUCUAUGGGUAAUAAAUCUCCUAGAAAGCAUGUCCCAGAGUCUGAAAUUAAGAAGAGAACAGAUGAGAUAGUAGAGCAGAGAACAGAACAGGGCAGCGGGGAGGAGAAAGGAGAUACUGUUGGAGUGGUCUCUGAGACUGCAGUUGCUCAAUUAUCAGAUCCUGCAAACAAGACUGAAAAUGCAGACGGGCAGUCAUGGAUAACCCCAUCAAAGCCGGGUAGUACAUCGGGGAAAAAGCGAGAGGAACUGAAAUUUGGUGAGGUUUCCAUUCUGUCUAAUUCUUUUGCGGCGCUUGGAGCAGAGGAUGAAGCUGAUGAUGCUCAGGUGGUUACCACAACUGAGAGGGAAUCAACUGAUCCAAAUAAACCAAAUAAUACUACGACACAGGAGUUGGUGAAUAAUCAGUGCUUAGAAGAAACAGAGGACCAAAAUGAGUUGCUAAAAGGGUCUGCCGGAACAGAAAAGAUCCAAGGGUAUAAACCUGAGCUACAGUUGCGUCCAUCGCUACCUCGUGGUUCAAAAUCUGCGCACAAGACGGUUUCAAUGCCUUCUACUCAAUCUGCUAGGGUAAAUCCUAAAGAUCGAAGUAAGAAGGUAACCCCCAAACACCAUUAGAUGUCAGGUUUCUUUUGGAAUGUCCGGGGAUUAAAUAAAACGUCAAAACAUUC